AUGUGGACUGUUGGUUCACCUUUCAAACAUCUGUUGACUAUAACAUUGUUUUUCUAUCGUUCUCCAUCAUAUGCAAUUAAAUGUGCUGAAGAAAAUGUAAGUAUUUUAUAUCAUGCUAGUCAGUUACACUUGCAUGCAUGUCGAUAUUAUGCAGCACUGAUAGUCGCUGCUCUACAUGGUUAUAGUAAAGAACAAUUGUUGGAUGGUGAAUUUUAUAAUAAACAUUUGCGACUAGGAUGUGAACCGAAAUUACACCAUGAUAUCGAAAAAGUUGUACAAGGGUCUUAUAAACGUGGAAAUGACAGUAGCAGUACAGAUUUGUUGGUUAAAUCAUUGGAAGUAGCGUUAAGUAUAUUUUGGAAUGAUGGAAACAGCUUUAAGGUCGGACUUGAACAAGUUAUGACGGUACAAAACGACAAUAAAGAUGAAAUAGGAGUCAUCUAUAGUCAGUUAGCUGGUGUUGUCUAUGAAGAUUCUAAUAUACCAGAAAAUUGGAAACAGAACAUAUAUGGAAAAAAUUUUAUCGAAUGCGUAGCGAAAUGGUUAGAUUAUGAAGGACAAUGUUGGUUUAAAAAGAGAAAGUCAUUUUAUGAAAUGACAUGUGGAUUAGAUCCACAACUGCCACAGUUUACUGGUGAUUUUACACCACUAGUCAAAAUAUUGGAUACAAAUCAGUAUAAUACUUUAUCUUAUCCAUUAAAUGACAAAGACCAUGCAGAAUUAUUGAAACAAAUAUAUCACCAAUGGUUAGGGCAAUUAGAAGAUGGUUACGUUAUUCAGAAAAUCGAAUUUAUAAAUAAUCCUGACUAUUAUCAAACAUUUUUACAAGAAAUAUUGAAAGUUGAAAAACGACAAAAACAAAAGGCAUUUCAGUCAGAUUUAUCAAAAGAAACUAAUCCUGAUGAACGGCGACAAGUUCUAAAGAUAUUUGAUGGUUUAUGUAGACAGGUAAAACAUAAUCGUACGUCAAAAUUUGUUCGAAUGUGGCAUGGGUGUGCUCGAGAAAUAGUGCCCCAUAUAAUAUCAGAAGGAUUUGCUGCCAAUAGUGACAGAGAUGAAGGUUGGUAUGGAAAUGGUAUUUAUUUUACAUCAUCAGCUCAGUAUGCAUCAGUUUACAGUGGAAAGAAUGGAUGCAUAGUGAUGUGUUAUGUGUUGGUUCUGAAUCCUUUUCCGAUCAUUGAUAUGAAGGACGGAGGUCGGUUUCAAGGCCGGGGUAAUUAUAAAAACUACCACGGUCAUUACGUUAACACAUGUCCUGAUGAAUUUGUUGUAUUUCAAGAAACAUAUAUUUUACCACAAAUUGUUGUAUAUUUUGGGUGA
Molecule: messenger RNA, 1320 nt
Organism: Didymodactylos carnosus
Lineage: Eukaryota; Metazoa; Rotifera; Eurotatoria; Philodinida; Philodinidae
Source: the annotation of a GenBank genome assembly